Plasmodium knowlesi strain H is the source of this 2382-nucleotide messenger RNA. Its product is annotated as N2227-like protein, putative. Gene Ontology annotation, molecular function: S-adenosylmethionine-dependent methyltransferase activity. Bases 1 to 2382 code for a protein of 793 amino acids. NCBI's taxonomy places the organism in Eukaryota, Apicomplexa, Aconoidasida, Haemosporida, Plasmodiidae. The transcript has a single exon. The record is from RefSeq and is a predicted model, not a curated record.
AUGCCUACUGGUACAAAGGAAGAAAAUGAGGCGAAGCCUCCAGGAGGGCACUGCGGAAAACAGGGGGAAUGCCAAGUCGGAGUGAGAGAUAAUAAUUCCAGGUUCCCUUUGCUAAUGGGGGGAUGUAACCCAUGUGAGAAGUGUAACCCAGAGGAGAAGUGUAACCCAUGUGAGAAGUGUUACCCAGAGGAGAGUAAUCCAGAAAGGGAAGAAUCACACAACGGGUGCACUUGUACUGAUUACCCUGGUAGGACAAUCCCUGGAAAAGGCGACUACCUAAGGGAUGACUAUAUCGAGGAUAAUAUAGACACCCUAGGUGACGAAGAGGAAAGGCACUUUUGCAACAUUUGUUUUUCCUUCUUGUAUUAUAAAAAACAUUCCUUCUAUGAGCUACUUAGGAUCUAUAGAAAUUUCUCCUCCCUGACACCAGAUCAGAAGACUCUCCUCGAUGAAUCCAUUUACAGUAAAAUAUACAAGAUGUACCUAGGUGUUCUGAACAACUAUUUUUUUAUUUUUAAUAUUUUAGUACCCCAAAUAUCUACGCAUAUUAUUUUGCACCUCCUGGCGCAUACUGCUCACCGAGGGGAUGUGGUGAUUGUGGAAGAUUCUGGCAGUGAUGGAGAGGAGGAAGAUGGAGGGAAGGAGGCAUGCGAUGGUAGCAAUGCAUCGGAUGAAAGGGGCGCGGAGGAUGUCAGCCACUAUAGGAACACACAGGGGAAGAAAAUAAUACCCAGGGAGGAAUACACCAUCAAUGAAAUAUUAAAGAAUUUGACUGAAGAGGAAAAAGACAAAAUCGACCGAGAGUAUAACUACUACAACCUAGAUGCAAGGUUACUCUGUAAAGAUGAUCCCAUUAUUAUUUUGAAAGAAAUUAGAUCUAAGUUAAUAAGUGCUAAAGAGGACGAAGGAAUAUCUAGAGAGCUUGAUAUGAAUCUAGAGAGAUCUACUUCGGCAGAUUAUCUGGACGUUGGAUACUCCAGUGGGGGGAAAAUGCAUCAUAGGGAUGAAACAAGUGAGAACCCGUUAGGAAGUUCAUCUUUAUUUCCGCAAGAUCAAGAGGAAAGAACCCAUGCGGAAGAAAAACAACAGAGGAGAUACUUCCCACAGGAGGGACAACAAGGAAAUGAGUUCUCAGAGGAGAAUGAAGAAGAAUGCAGAGAGAGUCAGAUCUUCCCUCAACACUACAACGAACAGUAUCAUAAUAAGGAGGAGAAAAAACAGGCGGAUAGCCCAAAUGGGAAGGGGAAAUCGGAAGAUGCCAGGUAUGGAGGCACCAUGGAACAGAAGUGCAAUCUUGGCGGCGAAGAGUACAUCGCAGACCACCGUAAAGAGAAUAGUGAAUAUGCUUUCCCCCGCCUGGACUACGAGCCUGGAGAGGUGCGACUUGGUGAGUGGCGUGGGAGUGAUGGUCAAGGGGGGGAGAAGGGUGCGUCAGAUACGAACGCUCCUGGCGAGGUCAUCUCAAAUAUAUCUGCACCAAUUAGUACUCCCGCCCAGGGAGAACAUUUCCCCCCGGGGCGUCGAAUUACAAGCGCAUACAACCCCACCUUGGACGAAUACAAUCUACUACAGAACAUGGGAAAAGUGAGAAGUACACUAAGACAAUUCGUACGCGAUUGGUCCUUGGAAGGAAAACACGAAAGAGAUAGUGCAUACGAACCAAUGUUAAAAAGUUUAGAUAAAUACCUACCCAUAACAGAUUCUUAUGUGCCUAAGGUUCUCUGUCCAGGAUCAGGAUUAGGGCGACUUCCAUACGAAGUGGCGAAAAAAGGCUAUAGAAGCCAAGGGAAUGAAUUUUCCUACUUUAUGCUCCUUGCGUCCAACUUCAUCCUUAACUACUACAAUGAGAAGGAAUCCCUAAAAAUCCAACCCUACUGCUUGAACACACUGAACAGAAGAAAAAGAGACGAUCACCUCAAGGUUGUAACUCUGCCAGAUAUAAAUACAUACAAUAAAGCUAUCUUAAGUACCGACUUCUCUAUGUGUGCAGGCGAAUUGAUUGAAGUUUACGACAAGGAGAAGGAAUCCUUUGAUGGAGUUCUCACUUGUUUUUUCAUGGACACAGCUAAAAACAUUUUCCUAUACAUCCGAACAUUUGCAAAUAUUUUGAAGCCAAACUCCCUGUGGUGUAACGUUGGUCCUCUCCUUUACCACUACUCCGAAAUGACCAACGAACUGUCCAUCGAGUUAUCAUGGGAAGAAAUUGAAGUUAUUAUUUCCAAGUGGUUCACCCUUGUGGAGACUGAAUGGAUUGAUAAUUAUUAUACUACCAAUGUGGAUUCCAUGAUGCAGGUCCAGUACCACUGUAUCUUUUUUUGCGCCAUUCGGAAUGAUGUACCUGUCGAGGACCCGCCCAUGGACGACCCCCUUCAGGUCAGCUAG